Messenger RNA from Plasmodium vinckei vinckei, 1692 nucleotides. RefSeq names its product ankyrin, putative. The record is from RefSeq and is a predicted model, not a curated record. NCBI's taxonomy places the organism in Eukaryota, Apicomplexa, Aconoidasida, Haemosporida, Plasmodiidae. Bases 1 to 1692 code for a protein of 563 amino acids. The transcript has a single exon. Gene Ontology annotation, molecular function: protein binding.
AUGCACAUAAAUAAGAGUGGCAUAAAUGCAAUGGGGGAACAAAAUACAAUAGAAAAUAAUAAAAUUAUAAAAAACAAAAAACAAACUCCUAGAAAGCAAAUGAAAUAUUUAGCAUAUGUAAACAAUGAAAGUAUAUGUAAUUUUUAUUCUUCCCCUUGCCAUUUUGUAUAUUUGAUGAGACAAACAGAUAACCAAACUAAAUGUACUGAAAAUGAUGGAAUUAAAAAGAAAUACAAUUUAGUUCGUUUUGUAAGCUUAACCGGACUGACAAAUGUAAAUAAAUCAGCUAGCCAAAUGUUAUAUAAUGACAAUAUUGUAGAGAGGCAUCCCCCCAAAGCCGCAUCUACAACAAACCCCUAUGUGCCUCAUAUAUAUACCGAUAAAAAAAAGAGAAAAGGAAUUUUGAAAAAUGAAAAAUGGAAUAAAAAAGAAAAAAAAACUGUUCGUAUAAAUCUACGUUCUGAUAAUAGUGAUGAUAAAAUUGGGGAAUGUUUUAUAUCGACAGAUAAAAAGGAAAUAAAUAAAUACGAGAUAAUGAGUACUGGUAGUUUACCAGAAAUAAAUUCUAAAUCAUGCAAUAAAAAUAGGAGUAUUAUAAACCCUUGUGAAAGCCGAAGAAUAAUUAGUAAUAAUAGUUAUGGUGACGAUUUUACUUAUAGUGAUUUAGAUGCAUAUAUGGGUGAAUAUAUGGAUAAUAUCGAAAGUGAUUCGUCAAUUGUUCCAUUUGAUUUAGAACCCAUACAUUUAGCUAGUAAUGAUGGUAACAUAGAAAUAAUAAAAUAUUUGUUAGCAUCUGGAAUAGAUAUAAACAGUAAAACAAAAAUAAGAAAAUAUACACCAUUACAUAUAUGUGCAUCUAAAGGAGAUAUAAAUACAGUAAAAUUUUUAGUAGAUAAUAAUGCAGACAUAAAUGCAUUGUCAUAUAAUAAUGAAACAGCAUUGUGGUGUGCAUCUAUAUCGAACCAUUUAGAUGUAUGUAAAUAUUUAUUACAAAAUGGGGCAUUAUUAUAUUUAAAUAAAAAAGGAGAUUCAGUAUUACAUGCUGCAUCAACUAUGGGGAAUUAUGAAAUUGUAAAAUUAUUAAUAGAUAAUUCAGCUAACAUUAAACAUUUAGAUGCAAAUUUAUUAGAACCCAUACAUUAUGCAUCUUUUGAAGGACAUAAAGGAGUUGUAAAAAUAUUAAUGUGUAAACAAAUCGAACAAAGCUUAAAAGAAAUAAUGGAUAAAAUUAUAUAUAAUAUGAAAAAAUAUAAUGUAUAUACAAAAAAUUUAGAAACGUAUUAUUAUUUUAAAUAUAAAUCCAUUGUUAAAAAAAAAAUAAUAAGUAAAAUAUUAUGUUGUGCUAUCACUUCAGGGAACUAUAAACUAGUAAAUUUUAUUUUAAAAAGAGGAGCAAAUGUAAAUUAUUUUGAUAUACGUUUACAAUUAUUUCCAAUACAUGCUGCUGCAGUAGCUGGGAAUAUAAAAAUAUUUAAAGCUCUAUUUCAUAAAGGAGCAAAUAUAUAUGUUAAAACCCCUUGUAAUAAUUUAGCUAUAAAUUUAGUUGAACAUAUAGAAUUAAGGCAAUAUAUUUUACGACAAUCUCGUAAAAUAAAUCUAAGAAAUGCUUGGAUAAUACGAAAUAAAAAAUCAAAUCAUAUAUUAUCACGUUUAUCAUAUGAUACCUUUUAUCAUGUGUGUUUAUUUUUCUAA